UUGAAUGCAAGGCGUGCUAAUUGUUGCUUUCAGCGAGUCGUAAGUGUUGAUCUGAAGGAAAAUGAAAGUGCUAGUGAAAACAUUGUGCUUCAGCAUAACAGUUCUUGGCUCGAUCAAGAGAAAACAGUUUUAGAAUCGAUGGCUAAAAUAGUAGGAAGUGAAAAACUAGAUGCCAUUCUUUGUGUUGCUGGUGGUUGGUCAGGUGGAAAUGCAGCCAGCAAAGAAAUGAUAAGAAACUCUGAAGUGGUAUGGAAACAAAGUGUUUGGAGUUCGUCAAUUUGUGCGCGACUUGCUGCUAUACACUUACGUCCUGGUGGACUUCUGCAGUUCACGGGAGCAGCUCCGGCGAUAAAUGGCACCGGAAGUAUGAUUGGGUAUGGAAUGGCGAAAGCAGCUGUUCAUCAGCUAACAAAAAGUUUGGCAUCUGAUGGAUCUGGACUUCCAAAGGACUGUACUUCUGUGGCAAUUCUUCCAACUUGUCUUGAUACGCCGGCGAAUAGAAAAUCAAUGUGGACAUCACUGGAAAGUAUAGCUGAAAUUCUUUAUAACUGGAUUGUUUCCCCAUCUUCCAGACCGCCGAGCGGUUCCUUGGUCAAAGUGGUCACUGCUGACGAGACGACAAGAACCGAAAUUGUGUAA
Molecule: messenger RNA, 639 nt
Organism: Enterobius vermicularis (human pinworm)
Lineage: Eukaryota; Metazoa; Nematoda; Chromadorea; Rhabditida; Oxyuridae
Source: the annotation of a GenBank genome assembly